CGCCAUGCGUCACGUCAUGAUUCAAGAAGUCGUUCCAAGUCGCGCCAUGAUUCAAGAAUUCGUUCCAAGUCGUCACGCCAUGAUUCAAGAAGUCGUUCCAAGUCAUCACGUCAUGAUUCAAGAAGUCGUUCCAAGUUGUCACGCCAUGACUCAAGAAGUCGUUCCAAGUCGUCACGUCAUGAUUCAAGAAGUCGUUCCAAAUCGUCGCGUCAUGUUUCAAGUAGUCAUUCCGACUUAAUACCCUAUUUUUCAAGUCACCAUUCCAACUCAAUCCGCCAUUCGGUGAAGAAGAUUAUGAUAGAUAAAGAAGGUAUAAAGAAGUUGGCAUAUAUCGCACAGGCUCACUACAAUGCAGCCCCUCAGAAAAUCAGGGAUUCUGCAGAUAAGUUCUUCUGGAGUAUGGUGCAGAGAAGAAAAACCACAGUAACCAUGGAAGAUUUCGUGGAAUCCAUGAAAGAAAAGAGGUAUCCAGAAUAUGCCCACCCGGAGCUUUUCCAAAUGCUAGUGAAGGAUAGAAAUUUGGGUAUGGAUAUCACGGAAUCCAGGACAUUAUACUACAUUGUUCUCACUGGAAAACCAUUCUGCAGCUGGUGUAAAUGCUUCAUCCCUGACAUAUAUUUCUGCUGCUCUAAAUGCUCCGCCCGCUCUUACGCUCUGUGCCUCCAUUGUUACUCCACCAAAGCUUAUGUUAACCAUAGGCACUAUAGGGACGAUGAUGUCUUCUUCUUGGACUACACUGUACUGCAUAACACCAUCAAAGCUACCCCUGAUACAUCAGAAGCGAGGGGAAGCGGAUCCUCCAAGGCAAUUGUGGAAAGGAAUCGGGGUGAUAAACUGGUGACUGGAUGGAAUGUAUGUAAGGCAAUACUCAAUGCCGGCGGCACGGUUCUGUCAAUUGCCAGUACUCUUGAUGCUUGCACCAUAAUGUGAUGUAGCCAUGUAGGUGAUCUGAUGAUCAAAUACGGUCAAAGACAGUGUGGUCAAGCAAUAUGAACUCUUUUAAAUGGGAAAUCAUGAGUUCGAGCUGUAGGAAGUGUAUUGUGAUUGUGUUAUAUUUGGUGACUGAUGGCAUAUCUUAUCUUCAAAUCUUGUAGAUUCAA
Molecule: messenger RNA, 1100 nt
Organism: Ipomoea triloba (trilobed morning glory)
Lineage: Eukaryota; Viridiplantae; Streptophyta; Magnoliopsida; Solanales; Convolvulaceae
Exons: 3
Coding region: 295-930 (211 amino acids)
Source: RefSeq, a predicted model, not a curated record